Messenger RNA from Tigriopus californicus, 1215 nucleotides. Its product is annotated as uridine phosphorylase 1-like. Gene Ontology annotation, biological process: nucleotide catabolic process; uridine catabolic process. The record is from RefSeq and is a predicted model, not a curated record. Gene Ontology annotation, cellular component: cytosol; cytoplasm. Bases 147 to 1106 code for a protein of 319 amino acids. Gene Ontology annotation, molecular function: uridine phosphorylase activity. The transcript is spliced from 7 exons. Lineage: Eukaryota; Metazoa; Arthropoda; Copepoda; Harpacticoida; Harpacticidae.
CCUCAACGAGAUGCAGGAAAUGCGGUACUUUUUGUUCACACCACCAGAUGGAGUGAAAUAGGCUUCUUAUCAUUCCGAACGGCCCUUUCAUUGAACUCACAUUGGAAUUGCCCAUUUAGUGCUAGUUUGAUAUCACUUCUUUCAACAUGGCAUUGGCUCAAACCAAUAAUCCGUACUUGGAGGCGAUGGAGGAGGAUGUCCUUUACCAUUUGGGCCUUAGUACCAGCACUCAUGACUUGGCGGCAAUGUUUGGGGACAUUCGUUUCGUUUGCAUGGGUGGAACACCUCAGCGUAUGGAGAAUUUCGCCAAAUUCAUUAUGAAAGAAAUUGAUCACGUUCUCCAACCUGGAACGUGUCUCCAAGAUAUCUCCAGGCAUUCCCACAGAUACGCAAUGUUCAAAGUGGGACCAGUGCUCUGUAUCUCUCACGGGAUGGGAGUCCCGUCCAUGAGCAUCGUCCUCCACGAGGUGAUCAAGUUGCUAUCGCACGCCAAAGCCCGCGACCCGGUUUUCUUCCGAUUGGGCACAUGUGGUGGGGUCGAUGUGGACCCAGGAAACGUUGUCAUCACCGAGGAGGCGUUGGAUGGAUUGCUCCGCCCAGUGUUUGAAAACAUAAUUUUGGGGAAAAUUGUUCAAAGGCCCACUCAAGUGGAUCCAAUGGUGAUUGAAAGCCUUAUGAAGCUUGGGGAAAAGAUGAAGUUCACAACUGUGACAGGACGAACUUUGUGCACGAAUGAUUUUUACGAAGGACAAGGUCGAGUGGAUGGAGCUUUUUGUAACUACACCAAGGAAGAUAAAAUGGAGUACAUGAACCAUUUGAAGCAAGUGGGGGUCAAGAAUAUUGAAAUGGAGAGCACGUGCUUCACUGCAAUGACGCAUAUGGCCAAAUGCAGAAGUGCCGUGAUUUGUGUGGUUCUUGUCAACCGAUUAUGUGGCGAUCAGAUCUUGGCCACAAAAGAAACCAUGAUUGAAUGGCAAAACCGACCACAGCAAUUGGUUGCUGCGUACAUAAAACAACAGCUCAAAAUUGAGACUCAGGUUCCUUCGAAAUCGGAAAUGUUCCGUUUUGGUGGAUACGAGGAUGAUCAACAAACUGAGAGAACGUAAUCCCACAUUCGACCGGUCAAAGACCUUCAUCAUACAAUACAACAUCUCUAUAGAAGCACUAGCGAUGUUGACAAAACCUUCAAAAUGAAAUGCAAAUCCUGCCAUCCUU